Colletotrichum navitas is the source of this 1524-nucleotide messenger RNA. RefSeq names its product Alpha/Beta hydrolase protein. The transcript has 2 exons. NCBI's taxonomy places the organism in Eukaryota, Fungi, Ascomycota, Sordariomycetes, Glomerellales, Glomerellaceae. Bases 1 to 1524 code for a protein of 507 amino acids. The record is from RefSeq and is a predicted model, not a curated record.
AUGAGAGGGCCGCCACCCCUCCGCCUGACCGUAGGCCUUGCCGCCUUUGUCGCCACCGUAACAGCCGUCAAGGUUCCUCAACCUGUCGGGCCGGGUCACCAGGACAUCAUACAAUGGAGUGCUUGCCCCGGUGACAUCCAGCCAUUCAAAGGUAACAACUUCACCUCGGCUUUGCAAUGUAGCAACUUCUCGGUCCCUUUGAGUCACAACGACCCCAGCGGCCCGCAAGUCCAGCUGGGCAUCGUCAAGUUGCCGGCACAAGGCGAGCGCAUCGGCAACCUGUUUGUGAACCCUGGAGGGCCGGGAGGAGCAGCAUCGAGCAUGGUGCUACGGAUGGCCAGUCAGAAAAUCUAUAUCAGCGAUGCAGUGCGUCAAAAGUUCGACAUCAUCGGGAUGGACCCCCGGGGCGUUGGCCUGAGCACGCCACUGAAAUGCGACACGAAGUUGGUCGACCCGCCCAGGGAGUUCGAGGCCACCACACCGGAAGGAUUCCAGCAGCUGUUCGACUACAACAAGGCUGUCGGAGAGUCCUGCCGCGCCAUGACUGGCCCCGUAUUCGACAACAUGGACACAAUCUCGGUAGCCAAAGACAUGGAAUCCGUGCGCGUUGCGAUGGGAAACGAACCAAUGAACUACUUUGGAGUAUCGUAUGGGACCCAGCUGGGUGCUCAAUAUGCCGCCCUUUUUCCGACCGCAAUACGAGCCAUGGCACUUGACGGGAUGUUGCAGCACACAGGCUCAUAUGCAUCAAACAUCAUGACGCAGGCAACGUCGUUGGACGCGACCAUCCAGGACUUCUUCCGAUUCUGCGAGUCCAACGCCACAAACUGCGGAGACGGGGGCCAGGACAUCAGGAAGACGUGGAGCAAGGCUCUCGAAGUCGCCGCCGCGGGCAACCUCAAGGCCGCCGAAUGUGACGGGACGGGCAAGACCGGGUGCCUUUCCACGGCCACGCCCAACAACGUCAUCGGUGCCGCCCGGUCCACGCUGCAGUUCCCUGAAAGGCGCAAGGAUUUUGCUCUGGAACUCAAAGAUGCGGCGUCCGGCAACGGGUCCUCCUUCGUCCUGAACCUCCUUUCCGGAGACGUCUACGCAGACUCGCGCUUCUUGUCCAUCACGGCCGUGCAGUGCCAGGACGGGCACUUCUUCGCGGCGAAAGACCACAUCGAAGUCCAGCAAGUCGCAGAGAUGACGAGAACAUUCACGACCACGCCGGGGAUGGGCGAGUUCUGGCGCAGGGUCAUCGACUGCACCGGGUAUCCCGUCAACAUCACGAACCCGCGGACGGCCCUGAGCGUCAAAGGCACGCAGAACCCGGUGCUGAUGGUCCAUUCCAGAUUCGACCCCGCAACGAGCUUGGUAUACGCGAUGGGCAUGGUGGAGGAGUUUCAGAACGCGACCUUGCUCCUCAGAGAAGGAUCUGGCCAUACGAGUUAUCUCUUGCGUGGCGAUGCAUCGCGAGCGGUAGACGACUACUUGAUCGACUUGAAAGUCCUACCGCGAGGGACUGUAGUACAGAGCUAG